AUGGCGACACAACCGCAAAAAGCGACCAUCAAGGGGUCAUCCGCAGUCCCGGGGAUUUACCAACUCAUCAUCAUGACCGUCGAGCCCAUCUUCGCGAUCCUGGGCGCGGUCAUGACGCUGCACGCGCCGAACCAGUAUCAGGCGGGGCUGACGCGUAACUCGCACACCUACGCGCCUCACACGCAGUUUCUCUUCACCCAGCUGAGCGGAGGAUGGCUCUAUUUCGCCUUCAUGGAGGGCGUGGUGCUGCGGUUCUUCGAUGACCUGAAUCUCUGGCGCGUCGUCUGUGCGGGCAUGCUCCUGAGCGACGCGGCCUACAUGCACGGAUCGGCACAGGCCAUUGGGGGCUGGGAGGUCUGGUUGAAGUACCAAGAGUGGACUGUUGAGGAUUGGGUCAUCUUUUGGUCGACGGCACCGAUGGUCUUGGUUCGGAUUUUGAUUGUGCUUGGAAUUGGAGUGAGGACUUCUGCCAAGGGAGUGAAGGCGGAGUAA
Colletotrichum aenigma is the source of this 492-nucleotide messenger RNA. RefSeq lists its product as uncharacterized. The transcript has a single exon. The coding region runs from base 1 to 492 and encodes 163 amino acids. The record is from RefSeq and is a predicted model, not a curated record. NCBI's taxonomy places the organism in Eukaryota, Fungi, Ascomycota, Sordariomycetes, Glomerellales, Glomerellaceae.